AUGGAGAGGAACUUCUUAAUCUCGGACUGGGAUUCGAACCCAGAACCUUCCGAAGACAUGUCGGCUACUCUACUAUUUGAGCUAUCCGCCACACCGUCCAUCUUACGGCUAGCAUUUUUAACAAAUAUAAAUACACUGGUACCGAAACAACAAGAGAGACUGGGUGUCGUGGGAAGACUUCACGUCAGAUUAAAAUCUUUCUUCUUACCACCGAGCCGGGAGAUCGAACUUGAAGAACAAAUUAGGAACCGGGUGCAGAAAGAGACUGAGAUAGCAAAAGAGUAUGCGACAAGUUUACAGACCCUGAUGCGUUGA
Cotesia congregata is the source of this 315-nucleotide messenger RNA. NCBI's taxonomy places the organism in Eukaryota, Metazoa, Arthropoda, Insecta, Hymenoptera, Braconidae. The record is from the annotation of a GenBank genome assembly.